Molecule: messenger RNA, 1950 nt
Organism: Aspergillus viridinutans
Lineage: Eukaryota; Fungi; Ascomycota; Eurotiomycetes; Eurotiales; Aspergillaceae
Exons: 3
Coding region: 1-1950 (649 amino acids)
Biological process (GO): termination of RNA polymerase II transcription
Cellular component (GO): nuclear body
Molecular function (GO): transcription termination site sequence-specific DNA binding; helicase activity
Source: RefSeq, a predicted model, not a curated record
AUGGCGAACACCUCGAUUUACAACGAGAACUGGUUCAAGGAGCCACAAGGCAAAGACUAUCCCUCGCUCUACAAGGAUUGUGGAAAAUGGCGCAUUUGCCGCAUUGCUAGCGCCAAGGUUAUCCCGCUUCAAAACUGCUCUCUGAAUGCGGGAAUCGAGGGUGCAACACGCGAUGACAAAAGGGAGGAGGAGAUCCGACAAUUAAGGCAGCAAUUGCCCGAAUGCAUCCAAGAUUGGCCUCAGGUGUAUUACUUUAGCAUCUUGUGCCAUACCGAUCCCAUAAUUGUGAGAACAGCGGGAUUACGGUAUCGCAACGACGACCCUGACUGGAACAGACUCGAGAGCUUCCCCUGGGCGACAGAAAAAGCAGAAGGUGUUUUCAUUUUCCAGAAAUUCGACCCGAACUUCAAAACUGUGCCAGACACAAUUCAAUGGCUGACAGUGCUGGGUGGCCUCGCAACUGCAAAAGCAUUCUGGCGGUAUCGACGAAACCGUACGGACGGAGAUGGCCGCAGUCCACCAAUGCCAUGGCUCAUCACAAAAGACCAGGAUCCUUCAAAGAGGAAAUAUACUCGGAUGGAUCCUCAUGAUGCAUUCUUCAUCGAUGACCACGACCGACCGUGCAGGUUGAUCGAGGCGUCCAGGAUAGAGAAAGAUAAGACAUUGCAACACAGUUUCUUUGUCCACAUCAAGCUGCAAGCGGAAGAUGGUGAAACCGAAGUGAACGUGCCUCAGCUGGCUGAGAUGACUGAGGUUCAAUUCGAGAUAGCUGCGGAGCGACGGACAUACCUGAAGAUCGAUCUCAACCAGAAAGGGGUUGUUGUUGAGGCACACAGCCCUGGUGAUCUUGUUCUUCUCGUGAAGAGCCCCAUUCCCCAGCAUGGUGGUGAAGUUGAGAUUGUCACCUUCGUCAAGCCAAACACCAUGCCAAUUGAUGAGCAGAUCAAGGCGCUUGGGGACGUGAGCUUAUGCAGUUUCGGGGGAGAGCUGAAAGGUAAAGAAAAGCAGGGAUAUUUGCUGAAAAGGACCGUGCUCGCCCAUGGUGUUGAAUUGGACCCUGCCAGCAAUUUCUAUUUUCUUCUUGAUACUUGGGAAAUGUUAGAGGUUCCUCCAGAGCAGCAAGACGAGAGGAUCUCCUAUAUUAUGGAAAACUUUCCCCUGGAUAAGGUUCAGCAUCAAGCAUUCUUAAAGUCAACGUUUGAGGUCACCUGCGGCAUCAACCUUGUACCAGGGCCACCUGGAACAGGAAAAACAAGGACUGCCAUAGUCAUCAUCCUCUUGCUUAUGGCAUUGGACCUGAAAGUUCUGCUUGCCGCUGGAUCAAACAAGGGUGUCGACAAUCUCGCGGAGGCUGUUGUUACGUCUUUGAAUAAACAUCCUCGGCUUCGGCAGUGGUGCGGCCAGUUUAUUCGCUUCCGAACACCGUCCUAUCAGCUUGCACGAGUCAGAAUUGACAGGGCAAACUCCAAUCAAGUCGGACUGGGUGCAUCAAGAAAAGGAAGCUCGGCAAGCCAGAUCCUCGAGCCAGUGCAGAUUCACAAUGUCGUCCAGCGCUUCGCCGAGGACCACGCAGAGUCGACGAGUGACUGUGGGGACUUCCUUGAUAUGAUCAGGAAGGAUAAGGAGUGCCAUCUGAGCAAAGAUCAGUCAAAGAAGCUGCGCAACUCCUAUGAGUCCUGCGCCUUGAGCGUCCUCGCGAAUUGCAAAGUCGUGGCUACUACUUUGAGCAGCGCUUCCCAGAAACUGCUGCGCGACUCGGACUUCAACCCCGAUUUUGUGAUCAGCGACGAGGCCGGGCAGUGCCUCGAGGGUGAACACUGCAUCGCCUUGACGAUGUCGUCGGUCAAAGCGGUGGUUCUGAUCGGAGAUCCGGAUCAGGUGCCGCCAACAGUAAUUUCGGAAAAUGACUGCACCUUAUCUCAAACGGUCCCUGAUGACACGACUUCAUGA